UAUGAGUGAUUCAGAUGAUGAUAUUUUUAAAAAGAAGAAGCCAAGUAAAAAAAAAAUUGAAUAAUAACAAAAGUAAUAAGAAUAAUAAUUACUACUAUAACAAUAAAAAUAACUUAAACAAGAACUAAAUCAAACAGAAUAAUAAAUGAAUAAUCCAAAACAUCCUAAAUUAGUUAUCUAUUGUAGAAUAUGUACAUUCCCUGUUGAAUUUUGUUCAUUUUCUAAAACACCUAAAGAAUGCAAAGAAUGGUUAAAAACAUCAUUUAAUGAACUAUAUGCAAUUUUAUAUCCUGAAGAAUUUAAAUUAGAAUAAGAAAAAUAAGCUGCUCUUUUAGAAUAGCAAAGACUAAUAGCAUAACAUUAAUUAUUAUUUUAACCUUUAGGAAAAAAAAAGAGGAAUAAAACUAAAGUGAAAGAAAGUGAUAUGGUUUAUCUAAAAGUUAAAGAAAGAAAUAGAAAUAAAUUUAUAACCACUUUAUCAGGAUUAGAAAAACAUGGUAAUUAAAUUGCAUAUUUAAGGUCUUGAUAUCAAGGAAACUUCGAAAAAAAUUAGUAAAAAAUUUGGUUGUGGUUCCUCAAUCAAUGAAAAAGGAGCUAUUGAAUUACAAGGGGAUUUGACUGAAGAAUUAAUAGAGUGGCUUCCAAAAGAAUAUCCAAAUAUUAAAGAAGACAUGAUUGCAAUUAAAGAUAAAUGAG
Molecule: messenger RNA, 696 nt
Organism: Paramecium pentaurelia
Lineage: Eukaryota; Ciliophora; Oligohymenophorea; Peniculida; Parameciidae
Source: the annotation of a GenBank genome assembly